AUCGAUUGGAUUACAACGGUAGAACACUAUAGAAUAUAAAUAAUUAAAAAAUGACUUCCUUCAGACCAAGAUAUAAUAACAGAUACACCAGAAAGAACUAUUUUGCUGGUGAACGUCCUGGUCACCACAGACAUGGCAAACACCACAGGUUUCAAGAAAGACCGUUGAAGAAAUAUGUUUAUGUUGAAGAACCAGAAUCUGACGCUGAAUAUGCUGAUGAAGAAUCUGAUGAAGGUGAAACAUAUGAAUUCGAUCUUAAUGAAAAUGAAGAUGCUGACGAAGACGACUACGAAGAAGACUAUGAUAGCGAAGAAAGCGAUGACGUUGUCUACUACGACGGAGAUGAUGUUGUUGACUUGAAUGACGAAUUAGAAAACGAUGCCGUUGAUGAAUUAGAAGCCGAUGGUGAAGUUUAUGACUUGAAUGACGAGUUGGUUAGAUACUAUGACGACGAAUCUGAUUCCGAAUUAGACCUGUCGGAUGACGUUGAUUCUGAUGUCGAUCCAGUUGACAUUUACGACAUUGUUGACUUGAACGAUCAAUUGCAAGCUGAAGCAAUUCAACAAUUAUUGAACGGCGAAGUCGAUUCUGAAUCUGACUAUGACGAAGAAGAAGACGACGAAGAAGAAGAUGAUGAUGACUACGAUAUUGAAUAUUCUAGUAAUCCUAAAGAAUUGAGAGACCAAUUGAUUCUUGAAAGUGUCAGACAAGCAUUCGAAGAAGAAUUAGUCAGCGAUGAUGAAAUUGCGUUAUCUGAAGAUGAAGAUUCUGAAUUAGGUUCCGAACCUGAAUACUUUGAAGUUGACAGUGAAUUAGAAGAUGACGAAAGUGAUUAUGAUGCUGGUAAUCCAGAUAAUUACGACUACGAAGAUGACAGCUCUGACUCUUCUGAUGAUGAAGAAGGUAUCACUAUCUACAAACAUAGAUUUGACUUACCAGAAGGUGAAAGUGAAGAAGACUCCACCGAUGAUGAAUUAGUUUUAUAUGACAACUUAUCUGAUGACGAUGAAGAAGAAGAAAGUGACCAUGAAUUAUAUGAUGAUGAUGGUUUGUUACAAGCUGAAAACAGCGAUGAUGAAUAUGACGUCAUUGACUUGGCUGAUGAAUUGGCUGAUAGCAAAGACUGUGAAUUGGUCCAAUUGGAUGACCAUACUUACAAGUUGAACUUGAGAUUACCAUCUUUGGUUAGGGAUGAAUUAAAGAUUGAGUUUUUAAAGAAUGAAAACCAAUUGCUCAUCAAGGGUAAAUUGAACUUCAAUGACAUUGUUGAAAGUGAUUUAGAAGUUGAAGAAGAUGAUGAAGAUGAAGAAGAAGAUGAAAGUGAAGACGAUAUUGAAGCUGAAGUUGUUCUUCAAGAAGUCAGUGAUGAAGAAGAUGAUGAAGAAGAAGAAGAAGAACAAGAUGAAGAAAAGGAAGAAUCUGAAUCUGCUGCUGCUCCAGCUGAAGAAAAUGAAGACGAAAAAGAAGAUGACGAAGAAGAGGAAGACGACGAAGACUACGAAGCUGAAAGCGAAGUUGAUGACACCAUGGAAUACGACUGGACUGGAUUUGAAGAAGAUGAUGAAGAAGAUGAAGAAAUCCAAGAAGAUGCCCUUUCCUUAAUUAAAGACUACAAGAACCAAGAAAUUUGUUUUGAAAAACAUGUUGAAUUUGACCAAUUGAUCAAGUUCGAAGAAAUUCAAGCUAGAUUUGUUGGCGAUGACGAAUUAGAAUUGAUUAUUCCAACCGAAGAAACUCCUUUGGAAGAAGCUAAUAGAUAUGCUAUCACUAUUGCUCCAUACGAAGAAGAUAAAGACAGUAGCACCACUGAUGAAAUAGAAGCUGCCGUUGAAGAAGAUGUUGCUAUGGAACAAUAAAGUUAGAAUUUUAUUGAGAUUAUUUUCAGUUCUUCUGUAUAUUAGUUUGUUUGACUAUUGAUUUGUCUAUAGAUUUUAUAGUUUCGCUCACUUUGUUUAGUUAAUUUAUUUAAGUUUAAUCAUUUGG
Molecule: messenger RNA, 1983 nt
Organism: Spathaspora passalidarum NRRL Y-27907
Lineage: Eukaryota; Fungi; Ascomycota; Pichiomycetes; Serinales; Debaryomycetaceae
Exons: 1
Coding region: 51-1856 (601 amino acids)
Source: RefSeq, a predicted model, not a curated record